Exophiala xenobiotica is the source of this 669-nucleotide messenger RNA. RefSeq lists its product as uncharacterized. The record is from RefSeq and is a predicted model, not a curated record. The transcript is spliced from 3 exons. NCBI's taxonomy places the organism in Eukaryota, Fungi, Ascomycota, Eurotiomycetes, Chaetothyriales, Herpotrichiellaceae. Bases 1 to 669 code for a protein of 222 amino acids.
AUGUCUUUUACCAUAUGGCACACAAAGCCUGACGGCACUCUGAAGCCCAUCCGAAUGUCUAUCCUCGACGCCUUUCGAGGAGUGCCCGAUCCGAAGCCAAAGAAAUCAGUAGUGUGUGCAUGCUGUGGGAAGACCCAUGAUCCGAAACCCGACCCUAAAGCCGAUAAAAAUCAUGGAAACAAGACCGAAGAAAGAAGCGAUGCUGAGAAGGCUGAUGACGAGAUCAUUCUGCGCAUGAAGGCGGAAAAUCACCAAGCGCAAUGGAAAGACAUUUUGGAACAGACCAAGACAUUCAAGGAUCAGCAUCAAGUCAAGGCUCGUUACAAGGAGCUCACAGGUCACAAGAAGGAGGAAGGGAAAGAUGACUCGAACGAGGGACCCAAGGGCAAGAAAAAAGACAAGGAUCCUGACAGAGCCGCCAAAGAUGCAAAGAACAGAGAGGAAGGGCUGAAGAGGGCAAAGAGCGGCCAGGGACAGCAGUCCGAGGAUGCUAAGAAUGAGAAGAAGAAGGGAAAGGGGAAGCAGGACAAGAACGAUUCCAACGACUUCAAGGCAUGGGCUGAGAGCUACGACAACAAGAAAUGGCAAAUCCUGGCCUCGAAGCAUUACGACAAGACCGGACAUCGCAUUACUCCGGAGCACGCUCGCCAGAUGGCUGAAGGGAAGUGA